CAUCAAUCUUACAUCCUCAAAAUCCAUCUCAAGAUUUACUCUGCAAUGGCUUUCUCUCUUAUUAUCUUGAGCUGUGCUUUGCCAGCACUAGGGGGCGUCAUCGCCGAACGAGCCCCGACUGUCUCUGCUCAGUUUCUUGGCAACUACACCAACGCGUACAACCCGAGCACCUCCCGUGAUUUGGGCUUCACCGGCAAGAUUGGUGGAUCCGUCAUCAACAGCUUUGGUGACACUGGUCUGUGUCGUCCGGGCCAAGUCUGCCCUCCAAUUUCAGCCAACUCAGCUGGUCUGGGACUGUCUCCCGUCUCAUACAAGGACACACCAGACUCCAGCAAGCCAAGUCAAUUCUGCAAAUACUUCGAUUAUGAGCCCGCGGACAAAUGGGGCAUGGGAAUUACUAACGUGGUUCCAAUCUCUGCAACUGCUGGAGUGAUCUUCACUCUUCCAAACUAUCGUGGACCAGGAACUCCUUACGGCGGAUCGAUCGUAGGUGCAGGAACCGGGAUUGUCACCAUUGAUGGCAAGACUGGAACUCCGACCUGUCUGAGAACUUCCCACUACAUUUGGGAUGGCCCCACUGAGCCGUGGUAUGGCGACCACAGUGCCUUCCUCGACGCCGAUGGUGUCUAUGUUUACGCUAUGGGCGGAUCGAACACUACUAACUCCAAGGGCUCGUACUUGUGGAUGGCUCGCGUGCCUGUUGGUCAAACAUUCAACACCAGUGCCUACCAAUACUGGAACGGCUUUGUCUACGGAAACGCACGUAUCAAAGCCUUGCAGCAGUACUCUCUGAUCGAUACCAACUCCAAGUCCGUCCAAGAUGGUGGUCAAGGACAGGUCAAGUACAAUCGUUACCUCGGGAAGUUCGUCUACGUCUACACCCCUGCCAGCGGCCUCAGCACCGAAGUUCGCAUGCGCACCAGCAGUAAUCCGCAAGGCCCCUGGAGCGACUACACCACCAUCUACGAUUCUAGCAAGAGCUGUUCUGGCCUUACUUAUGGAAUCGUAUACGAUGACAAUUGGUACGCAAACGACCAGAGCGUCAUCAUCCGUUACACUUGCUCGGCGGCCUUCCAACAGUCUGUGAAGAUCACAUUCACCAAAUGAUGAAGUGGUAACCCGCUGAAAUGACAUCCGACUCUUUCAGGCUCAACAAGAAAUUCAUGCGAGGCUUUGUCUCGCUUGUCUAUGCCUUGUACAUGCUAUGAAUAUAAGAAAUAUAUUACAAACACCGGCCAAAACGCCGUCAUAAAUCUAUAACAAAAGCAUCCAGUGCAACAUCCUUCUUCAUCCCAUCUA
Dissoconium aciculare CBS 342.82 is the source of this 1299-nucleotide messenger RNA. RefSeq lists its product as uncharacterized. The coding region runs from base 46 to 1107 and encodes 353 amino acids. The record is from RefSeq and is a predicted model, not a curated record. The transcript has 8 exons. Lineage: Eukaryota; Fungi; Ascomycota; Dothideomycetes; Mycosphaerellales; Dissoconiaceae.